AUGGCGUACCCUGAAAAUGUUGGCAUUAAAGCCAUGGAGAUUUACAUUCCCAGCCAGUGUCUCGACCAAACACUCUUUGAGCGAGCCCAGGGUGUCUCAGCUGGCAAAUACACUAUCGGCCUUGGCCUCAAGUCGAUGAACUUUUGCACCGACAGGGAAGAUACAGACGUCUGCUCCCUUGCUUUAACGGCAGUGGCCUCACUUCUUCGCAAGUACGACAUAGACCCAAAGUCCAUCGGCCGGCUCGAAGUUGGCACCGAGUCCCUAAUUGAUAAAGCGAAAUCCGUCAAGACUGUCUUGACUCAGUUGUUUGAACCUAGCGGCAACACUAGCCUUGAGGGUGCUGACACUAUCAACGCAUGCUACGGUGGAACUAAUGCCUUGUUCAAUGCUGUCAACUGGGUAGAGUCUCGUGCCUGGGAUGGUCGGGAUGCCAUCGUUGUCGCAUCGGAUAUUGCGGUUUAUGAUCAGCCUUCUUCCCGCCCGACCGGUGGCGCCGGCUGUGUCGCCAUUCUCGUUGGCCCAAAUGCGCCUCUUUCCCUGGAACCAUCUCUUCGCGGAAUAUUCAUGACGCAUGGCUAUGACUUUUAUAAACCGAAUCCAAAGUCUGAAUAUCCCUUGGUCAAUGGACACGAGUCCAUUAGGUGUUACCUCUCUGCCCUCGAUGGAUGUUAUAGAGACCUGAAGCAGCGGAGAGACAAGGCCAAGAUUCUUGCUAAUGGACAUGGUCCCAAGGACGAUGCUAAACACUUGCUUGACCUCUUUGACUACAUGGCCUUUCAUACACCAAACUGCAAGUUGGUGAGCAAAUCGUACGGCCGGUUACUUUAUAACGAUGCACUUCAUUCCAAUGACGAUAGCAUCUGGAGUUCGGUAUCGGCCGAGCUACGCAACUUGACUUAUGACGAAUCCCUGCAUAGCAAAGAGCUAGAGAAGACAUUUGUGGCCCUAAGUGAGAAGCGAUACGUUGCCCGGGUUGAGCCGUGCAUCGUCGCACCUAGCAGGUGCGGCAACAUGUAUACAGCGAGCUUGUACUGCUCUCUCAUCAGCUUGAUAAGUAACAUCGAUGUCAAGGAUACUAUUGGCAAGACGAUUGGGCUGUUCAGUUAUGGAAGUGGCAUUGCAAGCACUCUCUUCGGUAUCAAGGUUACGGGCGACCUUAGCCAGAUGGUGCAAAAGAUCGAUCUCAUGCGCAGGCUGGAUCAGCGCCACAUUGCCACACCGGAUGAGUUCGAUGCGGCUUGCGCACUAAGAGAAAAAGCCUAUGGCGCCAAAGACUUCGUCCCGGUCGGUGACAUAUCCAACUUUGCUGCUGACACAUACUAUUUGGAGGGUAUUGAUGAAAUGUUCCGAAGGACGUAUGCUAUCAAAAAAUAG
This is a messenger RNA of Metarhizium robertsii ARSEF 23, 1377 nucleotides long. RefSeq names its product hydroxymethylglutaryl-CoA synthase. The transcript is spliced from 4 exons. Gene Ontology annotation, biological process: ergosterol biosynthetic process; acetyl-CoA metabolic process. Bases 1 to 1377 code for a protein of 458 amino acids. The record is from RefSeq and is a predicted model, not a curated record. Gene Ontology annotation, molecular function: hydroxymethylglutaryl-CoA synthase activity. Lineage: Eukaryota; Fungi; Ascomycota; Sordariomycetes; Hypocreales; Clavicipitaceae.